AAGGGCGGCGGGCGAGCGGGCGGGCGGCCGGCGCGGCGACCGAGGCUCCCGCUGCUGUGCUCGGCCCGCCGGGCCCCUCGCCGCCCGCUCCAGAUGAAGUGCGAGCACUGCACGCGGAAGGAAUGUAGUAAGAAAACAAAGACCGAUGACCCAGAGGAUGCGUCCAAGGAUCUCCCCAGCCCGGCCCAGGAGAAUGGAGAGAAGGGAGAGUUCCACAAGCUGGCCGAUGCCAAGAUACUCCUGAGUGACUGCCUGGCAUGUGACAGCUGCGUGACGGCCGAAGAGGGCGCCCGAGUCUCCCAGCAGAACACCCAGAACUUCUUCCACGUUCUUAACCUUAAUAAGAAAUGCGACACCUCAAAGCACAAGGUGCUGGCGGCGUCCGUGUGUCCCCAGUCCCUGCCUUACUUUGCUGCUAAAUUCAGCCUCAGCGUGACCGAUGCUUCUCGGAGACUCUGCGGCUUCCUCAAAAGUCUAGGGGUGCACUAUGUGUUCGAUACAACGAUCGCUGCGGAUUUCAGCAUCCUGGAGAGUCAGAAGGAAUUUGUGCGCCGGUUCCGCCAGCACAGCGAGACAGAGGCAGCGCUACCCAUGCUGACCUCUGCCUGCCCCGGCUGGGUCCGAUACGCUGAGCGAGUGCUGGGGGACCCCAUCAUCCCCCACCUCUGCACCGCCAAGUCCCCCCAGCAGAUCAUGGGCUCUCUGGUGAAAGAUUUCUUUGCCAGGCGCCAGAACCUACCCCCGGACAAGCUCUUCCACGUGGUCGUGGCGCCAUGCUAUGAUCGGAAAUUUGAGGCCCUUGGGGAAGACUUCCAGGACGUAGACUGUGUGCUGACCUCAGGAGAAAUCCUUCAGAUGAUGGAGCAGAGGGACCUGGCGGUGAAGGACACGGCUAUGGACACGCUGUUUGGAGACCUGGAAGAGGACCUGUGGCGGCACGACGGGGCCCGUUCAGACGGUUACCUUGCGCACAUCUUCAGACAUGCGGCCAAGGAGCUGUUCCAGGAGGACGUGGGCGAGGUCACCUAUCGCACCCUGAGGAACAGAGACCUGCAGGAAGUCACCCUGGAGAGGGACGGCCGCGUCCUCCUGCGCUUCGCGGCUGCCUACGGCUUCCGAAACAUCCAGAACGUGGUCUUGAAGCUGAAGCGGGGCAAAGCCCCUUACCACCUGGUGGAGGUCUUGGCCUGUCCUGGGGGCUGCCUGAAUGGCCGCGGCCAGGCCCACCCGGAGGACAGAACCCUGCUGGGCCAGAUGGAGGCCCUAUACGCUGCCGUCCCCGUGCGGAGCCCCGAGAGCAGCGCCCACGUGCAGGAGCUGUACCGGGAAUGGCUGGAUGGCGCCGACUCCCCACGAGCUCAAGAGGCUUUGCACACAGCACAUCAGGGCCCUGGGCAGCCUGUCAGUGGCCGGGACAUCAAGUGGUGAGGGAGCAGAAGAGACAGCUGGCAAGGUUGGCAGCACAACCAGAGGGAUGAGGAUGUCUGCGCCCUUCUCGGACAGGUCACCUAGACCUUAUCGUCCACGUCGGUCACAAGCACUCUGCUUUGUGAAUUGCUGGGAGGGGAACAAUUCCCAGGGACGCCUGCAGACGAGUGCACACAGCCCUGAGAAAUGGGACUCCACAGCACUGGGUAUCUG
Suncus etruscus (white-toothed pygmy shrew) is the source of this 1641-nucleotide messenger RNA. It is a transcript of the gene NARF, whose product is annotated as nuclear prelamin A recognition factor. Gene Ontology annotation, cellular component: lamin filament. The transcript has 12 exons. Bases 94 to 1428 code for a protein of 444 amino acids. The record is from RefSeq and is a predicted model, not a curated record. NCBI's taxonomy places the organism in Eukaryota, Metazoa, Chordata, Mammalia, Eulipotyphla, Soricidae. Gene Ontology annotation, molecular function: lamin binding.